This is a messenger RNA of Marmota flaviventris (yellow-bellied marmot), 19239 nucleotides long. The record is from RefSeq and is a predicted model, not a curated record. NCBI's taxonomy places the organism in Eukaryota, Metazoa, Chordata, Mammalia, Rodentia, Sciuridae.
AUGUCUGGUGAGAACAAACUAUCUUGGACUGUAAAGGAUCUCAUACCAAAUGGUGAAUACUUCUUCCGUGUUAAAGCAGUCAACAAGAUUGGUGGAGGCGAAUAUAUUGAACUGAAAAAUCCAGUCAUUGCUCAAGAUCCAAAGCAACCUCCUGAUCCACCUGUAGAUGUUGAGGUUCAUAAUCCUACAGCUAAGGCAAUGACUAUUACGUGGAAGCCACCUUUGUAUGAUGGAGGAAGCAAGAUAAUGGGUUACAUCAUAGAGAAGAUUGCUAAGGGAGAAGACAAGUGGAAGAGAUGCAAUGAACACCUGGUACCAGUCCUGACCUACACAGCAAAAGGACUUGAAGAGGGAAAGGAGUACCAAUUCCGUGUACGCGCAGAGAAUGCUGCCGGUAUUGGUGAACCUUCUCGGGCUACUCCUCCCACCAAAGCCAUAGAUCCUAUCGAUGCUCCAAAAGUGAUUAUGAGAACAAGUCUAGAAGUGAAACGAGGUGAUGAAAUAGCUCUUGAUGCAACCAUUUCUGGCUCACCAUACCCAACUAUUACAUGGAUAAAGGAUGAAAAUGUCAUUAUACCAGAGGAAAUUAAGAAGCGACCGACCUCCCUGGUUAGGAAGAAGAAGGGUGAAGUUCAAGAAGAAGAACCAUUUGUCCUGUCUCUGACAGAGCGUUUGAGCAUCAACAAUAGCAAGCAAGGAGAAUCUCAGCUCCGCGUCCGAGAUUCUCUCCGACCUGAUCAUGGCCUGUAUAUGAUCAAAGUUGAAAAUGACCAUGGUAUUGCGAAAGCUCCGUGCACUGUCAGUGUGUUAGAUACACCAGGACCACCAAUCAACUUUGUAUUUGAAGAUAUUAGAAAGAACUCAGUCCUCUGUAAAUGGGAACCACCCCUUGAUGACGGUGGCAGUGAAAUCAUAAACUACACUUUGGAAAAGAAAGACAAGACAAAACCUGACUCAGAAUGGAUUGUCAUCACCUCAACACUUAGACACUGCAAAUAUGCAGUAACAAAACUCAUUGAAGGAAAAGAGUACCUCUUCCGUGUAAGAGCUGAAAAUAGGUUUGGACCUGGACCACCAUGUGUUUCAAAGCCACUUAUAGCUAAAGAUCCAUUUGAACCACCUGAUGCACCUGACAAACCCAUUGUGGAAGAUGUUACCAGCAACAGUAUGUUAGUGAAAUGGAAUGAACCAAAAGAUAAUGGAAGCCCCAUCUUGGGUUACUGGCUUGAAAAACGUGAAGUUAACAGUACACAUUGGUCUCGUGUCAACAAAAACCUUCUGAGUUCUUUGAAAACCAAGGUAGAUGGCUUAUUAGAAGGACUCACCUAUGUCUUCAGAGUAUGUGCAGAAAAUGCAGCUGGACCUGGCAAGUUCAGUCCACCUUCCGAUCCCAAAACAGCACAUGAUCCAAUCUCUCCACCUGGACCGCCUGUUCCAAGAGUUGCUGACACAAGCUCUACAACUAUUGAAUUGGAAUGGGAACCCCCAGCUUUCAAUGGUGGUGGGGAAAUUAUUGGCUACUUCGUCGAUAAGCAGUUGGUUGGCACAAAUGAAUGGUCACGCUGCACAGAGAAGAUGAUCAAAGUCCGUCAAUACACUGUCAAAGAAAUCCGAGAGGGUGCUGAUUACAAACUUCGCGUGAGUGCUGUCAAUGCUGCAGGUGAAGGACCACCUGGAGAAACAGGACCUGUUACAGUGGCUGAACCAAAAGAACCUCCAAAUGUGGAAUUGGAUGUUUCUGUCAAGGGUGGAAUACAAAUCAUGGCAGGGAAGACUCUUAGAAUUCCAGCUGUGGUGACUGGCCGCCCAGUGCCUACAAAAGUAUGGACCAUAGAAGAAGGAGAGCUGGACAAAGACCGUGUUGUAAUAGAGAACGUUGGAACCAAAUCUGAGCUAAUUAUCAAGAACGCAUUGAGAAAAGAUCAUGGCAGAUACAUAAUUACAGCUACUAAUAACAGUGGCUCCAAAUUUGCAGCAGCUCGGGUGGAAGUUUUUGAUGUCCCUGGUCCAGUUCUUGACUUAAAACCUGUUGUAACAAACAGAAAGAUGUGUCUGCUAAACUGGUCUGACCCAGCAGAUGAUGGAGGAAGUGAAAUCACAGGCUUUAUUAUUGAAAGAAAGGAUGCUAAAAUGCAUACUUGGAGACAACCAAUAGAGACUGAGAGAUCUAAAUGUGACAUCACAGGUCUCCUCGAGGGACAAGAAUAUAUGUUCCGUGUUAUUGCCAAGAACAAGUUUGGCUGUGGCCCUCCUGUUGAAAUAGGACCAAUUCUUGCAGUUGAUCCACUAGGUCCUCCGACAUCUCCUGAAAGGCUGACAUACACAGAAAGGACCAAGUCCACUAUCACCCUUGACUGGAAAGAACCCCGCAGUAAUGGUGGCAGUCCCAUCCAAGGAUAUAUCAUUGAAAAACGGCGUCAUGACAAACCUGACUUUGAAAGAGUUAACAAACGCCUCUGCCCAACCACAUCUUUCCUGGUUGAAAAUCUCGAUGAACACCAAAUGUAUGAGUUCCGUGUCAAAGCCGUCAAUGCAAUUGGUGAAAGUGAACCAUCCCUGCCUCUUAAUGUAGUCAUACAAGAUGAUGAAGUGCCUCCAAAUAUUAAAUUACGUCUGGCCGUUCGAGGAGACACUAUCAAAGUUAAGGCAGGGGAGCCUGUUAACAUCCCUGCAGAUGUGACGGGUCUUCCAAUGCCUAAGAUCGAGUGGUCCAAGAACGAAACAGUAAUUGAAAAACCCACUGAUGCACUUCAAAUAACCAAGGAAGAAGUGUCCCGCAGUGAGGCAAAGACCGAGCUGAUCAUUCCCAAAGCCGUCCGGGAGGACAAGGGCACUUAUACCAUUACUGCUUCUAAUCGCCUCGGCUCAGUGUUCCGAAAUGUUCACGUUGAAGUUUAUGACCGCCCAUCCCCACCAAGAAAUCUUGCUGUUACUGAUAUUAAAGCUGAAUCUUGCUACUUGACAUGGGAUGCCCCUCUAGAUAAUGGUGGCAGUGAAAUCACCCAUUAUGUUAUUGACAAACGUGAUGCAAGUAGGAAAAAGAGUGAAUGGGAAGAAGUCACUAAUACUGCUGUAGAGAGAAGAUAUGGGGUCUGGAAACUUAUCCCCAAUGGACAGUAUGAGUUCCGAGUUAGAGCAGUGAAUAAAUAUGGAACCAGUGAUGAGUGCAAAUCCGAUAAAGUGGUCAUUCAAGAUCCUUAUCGCCUUCCUGGGCCUCCAGGAAAACCAAAGGUCUUGGAGCGCACCAAAGGGUCAAUGUUAGUGAGCUGGACACCUCCUUUGGACAAUGGUGGCUCUCCAAUUACUGGCUACUGGCUGGAGAAGAGAGAGGAAGGAGGCGCCUACUGGUCACGUGUUAGCCGAGCACCAAUAACAAAAGUGGGAUUGAAGGGUAUAGAAUUUAAUGUUCCCCGUUUGAUUGAAGGUGUUAAAUACCAGUUCAGAGCCAUGGCAAUAAAUGCUGCAGGAAUUGGCCCUCCCAGUGAACCAUCAGAUCCAGCUCUUGCUGGAGAUCCCAUAUACCCACCUGGGCCACCUUCUUGCCCAGAGGUUAAAGAUAAAACAAAGUCAAGCAUCUCACUGGCAUGGAAACCUCCAGCCAAAGACGGUGGUAGUCCAAUCAAAGGAUACAUUGUAGAAAUGCAAGAAGAAGGUACUACUGACUGGAAGAGAGUCAAUGAACCAGACAAACUUCUUACUACCUGUGAAUGUGUGGUACCCAACCUGAAAGAACUCAGGAAGUACAGGUUCAGAGUGAAAGCUGUCAAUGAAGCUGGUGAAUCUGAACCAAGUGACACAACUGGAGAGAUACCUGCCACUGAUAUUCAAGAGGUACCAGAGGUUUUCAUUGACAUUGGAGCACAAGACUGCCUGGUUUGUCAGGCUGGCUCACAGAUUAGAAUCCCUGCUGUCAUCAAAGGGCGCCCAACACCAAAAUCAUCUUGGGAGUUUGAUGGAAAGGCAAAGAAGGCCAUGAAGGAUGGAGUUCAUGAUAUACCUGAAGAUGCACAGUUGGAGACUGCUGAAAACUCAUCAGUAAUCAUCAUCCCAGAUUGUAAACGUUCGCAUUCAGGCAAAUACAGCAUCACAGCCAAGAACAAAGCAGGACAGAAGACUGCAAAUUGCAGAGUCAAAGUCAUGGAUGUACCAGGUCCACCCAAAGAUUUGAAAGUCAGUGACAUCACAAGGAGUAGUUGCAGACUUUCAUGGAAGAUGCCAGACGAUGAUGGGGGAGACAGAAUCAAAGGCUAUGUCAUUGAGAAGAAGACUAUUGAUGGAAAGGCUUGGACUAAAGUCAAUCCAAACUGCGGAAGCACCUCAUUUGUAGUGCCUGACCUCAUUUCUGAACAGCAAUAUUUCUUCCGUGUGCGAGCAGAAAACCGUUUUGGUAUUGGCCCACCUGUGGAAACCAUUCAGAGGACCACUGCCAGAGAUCCAAUCUUUCCUCCUGAUCCUCCUAUUAAACUCAAAAUUGGCCUAAUAACAAAGAACACAGUCCAUCUCUCAUGGAAACCUCCAAAGAAUGAUGGGGGCUCCCCUGUCACCCACUAUAUCGUUGAGUGCCUUGCAUGGGACCCUACUGGGAAAAAGAAGGAAGCAUGGAGGCAGUGCAAUAAGCGUGAUGUGGAAGAAUUGGAAUUUACCGUUGAAGACCUCAUAGAGGGUGGGGAAUAUGAAUUCAGGGUCAAAGCUGUCAAUGCUGCAGGAGUCAGCAAACCUUCCGCCACUGUUGGCCCCGUGACUGUCAAAGACCAGACAUGCCCACCAUCAAUUGAGCUCAAAGAAUUCAUGGAGGUUGAAGAAGGAACUGAUGUUAACAUAGUGGCCAAAAUCAAAGGAGUGCCAUUCCCAACCCUCACCUGGUUUAAAGCUCCUCCAAAGAAGCCUGAUAACAAAGAACCUGUUCUCUAUGACACCCACGUCAACAAACUGGUGGUGGACGACACCUGCACUUUAGUUAUUCCACAGUCUCGCAGGAGUGACACUGGCUUAUACACCAUCACAGCUGUAAAUAACCUGGGAACAGCAUCAAAGGAGAUGAGACUCAAUGUCCUUGGUCGUCCUGGCCCUCCAAUAGGACCCAUAAAGUUUGAAUCAAUUUCAGCAGAUCAAAUGACAUUAUCUUGGCUUCCACCUAAAGAUGAUGGUGGGUCCAAAAUUACAAACUAUGUAAUAGAGAAAAGAGAAGCUAACAGGAAGACAUGGGUACGUGUUUCCAGCGAACCUAAAGAGUGCAUGUACACAAUUCCCAAAUUGCUGGAAGGCCAUGAAUAUGUAUUCCGAAUCAUGGCCCAGAAUAAAUACGGCAUUGGAGAACCACUUGACAGUGAACCUGAGACAGCACGAAACCUCUUCUCUGUCCCUGGGGCACCAGAUAAACCAACAGUUAGCAGUGUGACUCGUAACUCCAUGACUGUCAACUGGGAAGAGCCAGAGUACGAUGGAGGUUCUCCUGUGACUGGAUACUGGCUAGAAAUGAAAGACACCACUUCAAAGAGAUGGAAGAGGGUGAACCGAGACCCUAUCAAAGCCAUGACUUUGGGUGUUUCUUACAAAGUAACUGAUCUUAUUGAAGGUUCUGACUACCAGUUCCGAGUGUAUGCAAUCAAUGCUGCUGGUGUGGGUCCUGCAAGUUUGCCAUCAGAUCCAGUGACUGCUAGAGAUCCAAUUGCUCCUCCUGGCCCUCCAUUUCCCAAAGUGACAGACUGGACUAAAUCAUCUGUGGACCUCGAAUGGUCUCCCCCAUUAAAAGAUGGUGGCUCCAAAAUAACUGGAUAUAUUGUUGAGUAUAAGGAAGAAGGAAAAGAAGAAUGGGAAAAGGCUAAAGAUAAAGAAGUGAGAGGAACAAAACUUGUUGUGACAGGAUUAAAAGAAGGGGCAUUCUACAAAUUUAGAGUGAGAGCAGUUAACAUUGCUGGCAUUGGAGAACCUGGAGAAGUCACAGAUAUCAUUGAAAUGAAAGACAGAAUUGUUUCACCUGACCUCCAGCUAGAUGCCAGUGUCAGAGACAGAAUUGUCGUCCAUGCUGGAGGGGUGAUCCGAAUCAUUGCUUACGUCUCUGGGAAGCCGCCUCCAACUGUCACCUGGAGCAUGAACGAAAGAGCGUUACCUCAAGAAGCCACCAUUGAGGAAACGGCCAUCAGCUCAUCCAUGGUCAUCAAGAACUGCCAGAGGAGCCAUCAAGGCGUCUAUUCUCUUCUUGCCAAAAAUGCAGGGGGAGAAAGAAAGAAGACAAUUAUUGUUGAUGUAUUAGAUGUACCGGGUCCUGUUGGAAUACCAUUCCUCUCUGACAAUCUAACCAAUGACUCCUGCAAAUUGACAUGGUUUUCUCCAGAAGAUGAUGGAGGCUCUCCAAUCACCAACUAUGUCAUUGAGAAGCGGGAAGCUGACCGCAGAGCUUGGACCCCCGUGACAUACACAGUCACCCGACAAAAUGCUACUGUCCAGGGUCUCAUUCAAGGAAAAGCCUACUUUUUCCGAAUCGCAGCUGAAAAUAUUAUUGGCAUGGGCCCAUUUGUUGAGACACCAACUGCACUUGUCAUCAGAGAUCCAAUAACUGUACCAGAGCGACCUGAAGACCUAGAAGUCAAAGACGUUACUAAAAAUACUGUAACUUUGACUUGGAAUCCUCCUAAAUAUGAUGGUGGAUCAGAAAUCAUUAACUAUGUCCUAGAAAGCCGGCUCAUCGGAACGGAGAAGUUCCACAAAGUUACAAAUGACAACUUGCUUAGCAGAAAAUACACAGUUAAAGGCUUAAAAGAGGGUGAUACCUAUGAAUACCGUGUCAGUGCUGUCAAUAUUGUUGGACAAGGCAAGCCAUCAUUUUGCACCAAGCCAAUCACUUGCAAGGAUGAACUGGCUCCCCCAACACUUGACUUGGACUUCAGAGAUAAGCUCACGGUUAGGGUUGGUGAAGCUUUUGCCCUCACUGGCCGCUACUCAGGCAAACCAAAGCCUAAGGUUAGUUGGUUCAAAGAUGAAGCUGAUGUGCUAGAAGAUGAACGUACUCAUAUAAAGAUCACUCCGACAACACUUGCUCUAGAGAAGAUCAAGUCCAAACGUUCGGAUUCUGGCAAAUACUGUGUCGUUGUGGAGAACAGUACAGGCUCCAGGAAAGGUUUCUGUCAAGUUAAUGUUGUUGAUCGUCCUGGACCACCAGUAGGACCUGUCAUUUUUGAUGAGGUAACCAAAGAUUACAUGGUCAUCUCCUGGAAGCCACCUUUAGAUGAUGGAGGAAGUGAAAUCACCAACUACAUUAUUGAAAAGAAGGAGUUGGGUAAAGAUGUUUGGAUGCCUGUGACCUCUGCAAGUGCUAAAACAACAUGCAAAGUUCCUAAACUGCUUGAAGGAAAAGAUUACAUUUUCCGUAUACAUGCUGAAAACCUGUAUGGAAUAAGUGAUCCUCUGGUGUCUGAUUCAAUGAAAGCCAAAGAUCGUUUCAGAGUUCCUGAUGCACCUGAUCAGCCCAUUGUUACAGAAGUCACCAAAGACUCUGCUUUAGUAACCUGGAACAAGCCACACGAUGGAGGAAAGCCCAUCACCAACUACAUCCUAGAAAAGAGGGAAACGAUGUCUAAACGAUGGGCUAGGGUUACCAAAGAGCCUAUCCACCCAUACACUAAAUUUAGAGUUCCUGAUCUUCUAGAAGGAUGUCAGUAUGAAUUCCGGGUUUCUGCAGAAAAUGAAAUUGGUAUUGGAGAUCCAAGCCCACCAUCCAAACCAGUCUUUGCUAGAGAUCCAAUUGCUAAACCAAGUCCACCAGUGAAUCCUGAAGCAGUAGAUACAACAUGUAACUCAGUUGACCUAACCUGGCAGCCACCACGUCAUGAUGGCGGGAGCAAGAUACUGGGUUACAUUGUUGAGUACCAAAAAGUUGGUGAUGAAGAGUGGCGAAGAGCCAAUCAUACUCCUGAGUCGUGUCCUGAAACUAAAUAUAAAGUCACUGGUCUUCGGGAUGGUCAGACCUAUAAGUUCAGAGUGUUGGCAGUCAAUGAAGCUGGUGAAUCAGAUCCAGCUUAUGUUCCAGAGCCAGUGCUGGUAAAAGACAGACUUGAACCCCCUGAGUUGAUUCUUGAUGCCAACAUGGCAAGAGAACAACACAUUAAAGUUGGUGAUACAUUAAGACUGAGUGCCAUCAUCAAAGGAGUGCCAUUCCCAAAAGUCACCUGGAAAAAGGAAGACAGAGAGGCUCCGACUAAAGCACGAAUUGAUGUUACUCCAGUCGGCAGCAAGCUUGAAAUUCGUAAUGCUGCCCAUGAAGAUGGUGGAAUUUAUUCCUUAACAGUAGAGAAUCCAGCUGGUUCCAAAACUGUCUCAGUGAAAGUACUUGUAUUGGACAAACCUGGGCCACCUAGAGAUCUGGAAGUCAGCGAAAUUAGGAAAGAUUCUUGUUACCUUACUUGGAAGGAACCCCUGGAUGAUGGCGGUUCUGUUGUGACAAACUAUGUGGUUGAGAGGAAAGAUGUUGCCAGUGCCCAGUGGUCACCUCUUUCAACUACAUCAAAGAAAAAGAGUCAUUUGGCUAAACAUCUUACUGAAGGCAAUCAGUAUCUCUUCCGAGUAGCUGCUGAGAACCAAUAUGGACGUGGUCCUUUUGUUGAGACGCCUAAACCCAUCAAGGCUGUGGAUCCUCUCCAUCCCCCAGGGCCACCCAAGGACCUACAUCAUGUGGAUGUUGACAAGACUGAAGUCUCCCUUGUGUGGAAUAAACCAGAUCGUGAUGGGGGCUCUCCAAUCACUGGAUACUUGGUGGAAUAUCAAGAAGAAGGUGCUGAGGACUGGAUUAAGUUCAAGACUGUGAAAAACUUGGAGUGCGUUGUUACUGGACUACAACAAGGAAAGACCUACAGAUUCCGUGUAAAAGCUGAAAAUAUUGUGGGUCUCGGGCUCCCUGAUACAACUAUCCCGAUAGAAUGCCAAGAAAAACUAGUGCCUCCAUCUAUAGAGCUAGAUGUGAAAUUAAUUGAAGGGCUUGUGGUAAAAGCUGGAACUACAGUCAGAUUCCCUGCUAUCAUAAGAGGUGUACCUGUUCCUUCUGUAAAGUGGACAACCGAUGGGAGUGAGAUUAAAACAGAUGACCACUACACAGUUGAAACUGACGACUUCUCAUCAGUACUUACCAUCAAGAACUGCUUAAGGAAAGACACUGGGGAAUAUCAAAUCACAGUUUCCAAUGCAGCUGGCACCAAAACGGUAGCUGUACAUCUUACUGUUCUUGAUGUUCCUGGACCACCAACAGGCCCUAUCCAUAUUCUGGAUGUUACCCCCGAAUACAUGACUAUCUCCUGGCAGCCACCUAAAGAUGAUGGAGGAAGCCCUGUGAUAAAUUAUAUCGUUGAGAAACAAGAUACAAGGAAAGACACAUGGGGUGUUGUGUCUUCAGGAAGCAGUAAGCUGAAGCUGAAAGUCCCACAUCUGCAGAAGGGCUGUGAAUACAUUUUCCGAGUUAAAGCAGAGAAUAAGAUGGGUGUUGGUCCUCCCCUUGACUCCACACCUACUGUUGCUAAACACAAGUUCAAUCCUCCAUCUCCUCCUGGUAAACCAGUGGUUACCGACAUUACAGAAAAUGCUGCAACUGUGUCUUGGACCCUGCCAAAAUCUGAUGGUGGCAGUCCAAUAACUGGUUACUACGUGGAACGUCGAGAAAUAACUGGAAAGUGGGUGAGGGUCAACAAAACACCGAUAGCUGACCUGAAGUUCAGGGUGACUGGACUCUAUGAGGGAAACACAUAUGAGUUUAGAGUGUUUGCUGAAAAUCUUGCAGGACUGAGCAAUCCAUCCCCAAGUUCUGACCCGAUAAAAGCUUGCCGGCCCAUUAAACCCCCUGGGCCACCUAUUAAUCCUAAAUUGAAAGACAAGAGCAAAGAAUGGGCUGACUUGGUGUGGACAAAGCCCCUCAGUGAUGGUGGAAGCCCCAUUCUAGGAUACGUGGUGGAAUGUCAGAAACCUGGCGCGGCACAGUGGAGCAGGAUUAAUAAGGAUGAACUCAUUAGGCAAUGUGCUUUCAGGGUACCUGGACUAAUUGAAGGAAAUGAGUACAGAUUCCGUAUAAAGGCAGCUAACAUUGUGGGAGAGGGAGAACCAAGAGAACUAGCAGAAUCUGUGCUUGCAAAAGACAUCCUCCAUCCUCCAGAAGUCGAGCUUGAUGUUACUUGUCGUGACGUUAUUACCGUCAGAGUGGGCCAGACUAUCCACAUUCUUGCUCGAGUCAAAGGCAGACCUGAACCUGACAUAACUUGGUCUAAGGAAGGCAAAGUGUUGGUCCGAGAAAAGCGGGUUGACAUAAUUCGUGAUCUACCCCGUGUUGAGUUACAAAUUAAAGAAGCUGUCAGGGCUGAUCACGGCAAGUAUAUCAUCUCAGCCAAGAACAGCAGUGGACAUGCCCAAGGCUCAGCCAUUGUUAACGUCCUUGACAGACCUGGGCCUUGCCAGAACUUGAGGGUUACCAAUGUAACGAAAGAGAACUGCACAAUUUCUUGGGAAAAUCCACUAGAUAAUGGUGGCUCCGAAAUAACCAAUUUCAUAGUAGAAUAUCGGAAACCAAAUCAGAAAGGCUGGUCGAUUGUUGCUUCAGAUGUCACCAAGAGAUCAAUCAAGGCUAACCUUUUAGCCAAUAAUGAAUACUAUUUCCGAGUUUGUGCAGAGAAUAAAGUAGGGGUUGGGCCAACCAUUGAAACAAAAACUCCAAUUCUGGCCAUUAACCCUAUUGACAGGCCAGGUGAGCCUGAAAACCUUCAUAUUGCAGAUAAAGGAAAGACAUUUGUCUAUCUAAAGUGGCGGCGGCCUGAUUAUGAUGGUGGCAGCCCAAAUCUAUCGUAUCAUGUUGAGAGAAGGCUGAAGGGUUCUACUGACUGGGAAAGAGUACAUAAAGGAAGCAUUAAAGAAACCCACUACAUGGUUGACAAAUGUGUUGAAAACCAAAUUUAUGAGUUUAGAGUACAGACAAAGAAUGAGGGUGGGGAAAGUGAUUGGGUAAAGACAGAGGAAGUUGUUGUGAAGGAAGACUUACAGAAACCAGUACUUGAUCUGAAAUUAAGUGGGGUGCUAACUGUCAAAGCAGGGGACACCAUUAGACUUGAGGCUGCAGUUAGAGGGAAACCAUUUCCAGAAGUUGCAUGGACCAAGGACAAAGAUGCUACAGAUUUGACAAGAUCACCAAGGGUCAAGAUUGACACCAGUGCUGAGUCAUCUAAAUUCUCCCUUACUAAAGCCAAGCGAAGUGAUGGUGGUAAAUAUGUAGUUACAGCAACUAACACAGCUGGCAGUUUUGUGGCCUAUGCCACUGUCAAUGUUUUAGAUAAGCCUGGUCCUGUAAGGAAUCUGAAGAUUACUGAUGUGUCCAGUGAUAGGUGCACUGUUCGAUGGGAUCCACCAGAAGAUGAUGGUGGCUGUGAAAUCCAAAAUUAUAUUCUAGAAAAAUGUGAGAGCAAGCGAAUGGUUUGGUCCACCUAUUCUUCUAAUGUCUUGAUUCCCAGUGCUACAGUAACACGUCUCAUAGAAGGAAAUGAAUAUAUUUUCAGAGUCCGUGCAGAAAAUAAAAUAGGCACAGGGCCUCCAACAGAAAGUAAACCAGUCAUAGCAAAAACCAAGUAUGAUAGACCUGGUCGCCCUGAUCCCCCAGAGGUCACUAAAGUAAGCAAAGAAGAAAUGACUGUGGUUUGGAACCCACCUGAAUAUGAUGGUGGAAAGUCUAUCACAGGAUACUAUUUGGAGAAAAAGGAAAAACACGGAGUGCGAUGGGUCCCUGUUAACAAAAGUGCAAUCCCUGAGAGACGUCUGAAAGUACAGAAUCUCCUCCCAGGACAUGAAUAUCAGUUCCGUGUCAAGGCAGAAAAUGAAGUUGGAAUUGGAGAACCAAGCUUACCAUCAAGACCGGUGGUGGCAAAAGACCCCAUAGAACCACCUGGUCCACCAACCAAUCUCAAAGUAGUUGAUACUACCAAAAGUUCCAUAACACUUGGAUGGGGGAAACCAGUCUAUGAUGGUGGUGCACCAAUUAUUGGAUAUGUUGUGGAAAUGAGACCCAAAAAACCAGAUAUGUCACCUGACGAAGGCUGGAAAAGGUGCAAUGCUGCAGCACAGCUUGUUCGCAUGGAAUUUACUGUUACCAGCUUGGAUGAAAACCAGGAGUAUGAGUUCAGGGUGUGUGCCCAAAACCAGGUUGGCAUUGGGCGCCCUGCAGAACUAAAGGAGGCUAUCAAACCUAAAGAAAUCCUAGAACCUCCGGAGAUUGAUUUGGAUGCCAGCAUGAGAAAACUGGUCAUAGUGAGAGCAGGAUGCCCUAUUCGGCUAUUUGCAAUAGUAAGAGGGCGACCAGCUCCCAAAGUCACUUGGCGAAAAGUGGGUAUUGAUAAUGUGGUCAGAAAAGGACAAGUUGAUCUGGUUGACACCAUGGCCUUCCUUGUCAUCCCCAAUUCUACCCGUGAUGACUCUGGAAAAUAUUCCUUAACACUUGUGAACCCCGCAGGAGAAAAAGCUGUGUUUGUAAAUGUCAGAGUACUGGAUACUCCUGGACCCGUAUCCGAUUUAAAAGUUUCAGAUGUCACUAAAACAUCAUGCCAUGUGUCCUGGGCCCCUCCUGAAAAUGAUGGUGGGAGCCAAGUGACUCAUUAUAUUGUGGAGAAACGUGAGGCAGAGAGAAAGACGUGGUCAACUGUUACCCCAGAAGUUAAGAAAACAAGCUUCAACGUAACCAAUCUUGUCCCUGGGAAUGAGUAUUUCUUCAGAGUAACUGCUGUCAAUGAGUAUGGCCCUGGCGUCCCAACAGACGUCCCCAAACCAGUGCUAGCAUCAGAUCCUCUAAGUGAGCCAGAUCCCCCAAGAAAACUAGAAGUGACUGAAAUGACGAAGAAUAGUGCUACGUUAGCCUGGUUACCUCCUCUGCGUGAUGGAGGCGCUAAAAUUGACGGCUACAUCAUCAGUUACAGAGAAGAAGAACAGCCUGCAGAUCGCUGGACCGAGUAUUCUGUUGUAAAAGAUCUCAGCCUCGUUGUCAAUGGCUUAAAGGAAGGAAAGAAAUAUAAAUUUAGAGUAGUGGCCAGAAAUGCUGUUGGAGUCAGCUUGCCAAGAGAAGCCGAAGGAGUAUACGAAGCCAAAGAACAACUGUUACCACCAAAGGUCCUUAUGCCAGAGCAAAUUACUAUUAAAGCUGGGAAGAAACUCCGAGUAGAAGCCCAUGUGUAUGGAAAGCCUCAUCCCACCUGUACAUGGAAGAAAGGAGAAGAUGAAGUUGUCACAUCCAGCCACCUGGCAGUGCACAAAGCAGACAGCUCUUCAAUUCUGAUCAUAAAAGAUGUUACUAGGAAAGACAGUGGGUACUAUAGCCUGACAGCAGAGAACAGCUCUGGGACAGACACUCAGAAAGUCAAAGUUAUAGUCAUGGAUGCACCUGGACCCCCUCAGCCUCCAUUUGACAUUUCGGACAUAGAUGCGGAUGCCUGCUCCCUGUCCUGGCACAUCCCUCUAGAAGAUGGAGGCAGUAACAUCACCAAUUACAUAGUGGAGAAAUGUGAUGUUAGCCGCGGGGACUGGGUCACAGCUCUAGCUUCAGUCACAAAAACCUCCUGCAGGGUUGGAAAACUGAUCCCAGGCCAGGAGUAUAUCUUCCGGGUCCGUGCUGAGAAUCGAUUUGGUAUUUCAGAGCCUCUCACAUCUCCAAAGAUGCUUGCUAAGUUCCCAUUUGGUGUUCCUAGCGAACCAAAGAAUGCACGAGUCACUAAAGUGAACAAAGACUGCAUAUUUGUUGCGUGGGACAGGCCAGACAGCGAUGGAGGGAGCCCCAUCACUGGUUACCUGAUUGAACGAAAAGAAAGAAACAGCUUGCUGUGGGUGAAAGCUAAUGAUACUCUUGUCAGGUCAACCGAAUAUCCUUGUGCUGGCCUUGUGGAAGGUCUUGAGUAUUCAUUCAGAAUCUAUGCCCUAAACAAAGCUGGUUCCAGCCCACCCAGCAAACCAACAGAAUACGUAACGGCGAGAAUGCCAGUGGAUCCUCCUGGGAAACCUGAAGUUAUCGAUGUUACCAAAAAUAGUGCAUCCCUCAUUUGGGCCCGCCCCAAGCAUGAUGGAGGCAGCAAAAUCAUUGGCUAUUUCGUAGAAGCUUGCAAACUUCCUGGUGAUAAGUGGGUCCGGUGCAAUACUACACCUCACCAGAUUCCCCAGGAAGAGUACACAGCUACUGGCUUAGAAGAGAAUGCUCAGUACCAAUUUAGAGCAAUUGCCAGGACUGCAGUAAACAUUAGCCAGCCUUCUGAACCCUCAGACCCAGUGACUAUCCUUGCAGAGAAUGUUCCUCCCAGGAUAGACCUGAGUGUGGAGAUGAAAUCUUUGCUUACUGUGAAAGCAGGAACCAAUGUUUGCUUGGAUGCUACUGUUUUUGGUAAACCAAUGCCAACAGUUUCUUGGAAGAAAGAUGGCACACCACUAAAACCAGCAGAAGGCAUAAAGAUGGCCAUGAAGCGGAACCUGUGCACCUUGGAGCUAUUCAGUGUGAACCGGAAGGACUCGGGAGACUACACCAUCACUGCUGAAAAUUCAAGCGGUUCCAAAUCAGCUACCAUUAAGCUUAAAGUAUUAGAUAAGCCUGGUCCUCCAGCAUCUGUUAAAAUCAACAAAAUGUAUUCAGAUCGUGCAAUGCUUUCUUGGGAACCUCCUCUUGAAGACGGAGGCUCAGAAAUCACCAACUAUAUUGUUGACAAACGUGAAACCAGCAGGCCCAACUGGGCUCAAGUCUCUGCCACUGUGCCCAUCACCAGCUGCAGCGUGGAGAAACUUAUAGAGGGCCAUGAGUAUCAGUUCCGCAUCUGCGCGGAAAAUAAAUACGGAGUGGGUGAUCCAAUCUUCACUGAGCCAGCAAUUGCUAAAAACCCAUAUGACCCACCUGGACGCUGUGAUCCUCCUGUCAUCAGCAACAUUACCAAAGAUCAUAUGACAGUCAGCUGGAAACCACCAGCAGAUGAUGGCGGUUCACCCAUCACUGGCUACUUGGUUGAAAAGCGAGAAACUCAGGCAGUUAACUGGACAAAGGUCAACAGAAAACCUGUCAUUGAAAGAACAAUAAAAGCAACGGGUCUUCAAGAAGGUACCGAAUAUGAGUUCCGAGUUACAGCUAUAAAUAAAGCUGGACCAGGCAAACCCAGUGAUGCAUCCAAAGCUGUUUAUGCUCAGGAUCCUCUGUAUCCACCUGGCCCACCAGCUUUCCCUAAAGUAUAUGAUACAACCCGGAGCUCCGUGAGUCUCUCCUGGGGCAAGCCAGCCUAUGAUGGUGGUAGCCCUAUCAUCGGUUAUCUCGUUGAAGUCAAACGAGCUGACUCUGAUAACUGGGUGAGGUGCAAUUUACCAGAGAAACUACAGAAAACACGCUUUGAGGUUACUGGCCUGAUGGAAAACACGGAAUAUCAGUUCCGUGUGUAUGCUGUUAACAAGAUUGGAUUCAGUGACCCCAGUGAUGUGCCAGAUAAACACUGCCCCAAGGACAUCUUAAUUCCACCUGAGGGAGAACUUGAUGCUGAAUUAAGGAAGACACUCAUAUUACGUGCUGGAGUUACAAUGAGACUCUAUGUACCAGUAAGAGGACGUCCACCUCCAAAGAUUACUUGGUCGAAGCCCAAUGUCAACCUAAGGGAAAGGAUUGGACUGGACAUAAAGUCAACUGACUUUGACACUUUCUUACGCUGUGAAAACGUAAACAAAUAUGAUGCUGGAAAAUACAUCCUAACUCUAGAGAACAUCUGUGGUAAAAAGGAAUAUACCAUUGUAGUGAAAGUGCUUGAUACCCCUGGGCCACCUGUCAAUGUGACUGUUAAGGAAGUAUCCAAAGACUCUGCUUAUGUUACCUGGGAUCCUCCCAUUAUCGAUGGUGGAAGUCCCAUCAUAAACUAUGUGGUAGAAAAACGUGAUGCAGAAAGGAAGUCCUGGUCCACGGUGACAACUGAGUGCUCAAAAACAAGCUUCAGAGUAUCCAACUUGGAGGAAGGAAAGUCCUACUUCUUCAGGGUGUUUGCUGAAAAUGAGUAUGGCAUCGGUGAUCCCGGUGAAACACGAGACGCCGUGAAAGCUUCUGAAACCCCUGGACCAGUUGUGGACCUGAAAGCAUUGUCUGUCACCAAGUCAUCUUGUACCAUUGGCUGGAAAAAGCCUCGUACUGAUGGUGGAAGUCGAAUUACUGGAUAUGUAGUUGAUUUCCUGACGGAAGAAAAUAAGUGGCAACGUGUUAUGAAAUCAUUAAGCCUGCAGUACUCCACAAAAGAUCUGACUGAAGGGAAGGAAUAUACCUUCAGAGUGAGUGCUGAAAAUGAAAAUGGAGAAGGAACCCCCAGUGAAAUCACUGUCGUGGCAAAGGACGAUGUCGUGGCUCCUGAUCUUGACUUAAAGGACCUACCUGAUCUGUGCUACUUGGCUAAAGAAAACAGCAACUUCCGUCUUAAGAUUCCCAUAAAGGGCAAGCCAGCACCAUCAGUAUCCUGGAAGAAAGGGGAAGAUCCUCUGGCAAUUGACACAAGAGUCAGUGUUGAGUCAUCUGCAGUUAACACAACUCUUGUAGUGUAUGACUGCCAAAAAUCUGAUGCUGGAAAAUACACAAUCACACUCAAGAAUGUUGCUGGCACAAAGGAAGGAACCCUUUCCAUAAAAGUUGUUGGCAAGCCUGGCAUCCCUACUGGACCAAUCAAAUUUGAUGAAGUCACAGCAGAAGCCAUGACCUUAAAGUGGGGUCCUCCAAAGGAUGAUGGAGGUUCUGAAAUCACCAACUAUAUCCUGGAGAAGAGAGAUUCUGUAAACAACAAGUGGGUGACAUGUGCCUCAGCUGUCCAGAAAACCACCUUCAGAGUAACCAGACUUCAUGAGGGUAUGGAAUAUACCUUCAGGGUCAGUGCUGAAAAUAAAUAUGGUGUAGGAGAAGGCCUGAAGUCAGAGCCAAUAGUGGCUAAACAUCCAUUUGAUGUGCCUGAUGCUCCCCCACCUCCCAAUAUUGUGGAUGUUAGACAUGAUUCAGUCUCUCUAACUUGGACAGACCCCAGAAAAACAGGUGGAUCUCCGAUUACAGGGUAUCAUAUUGAGUUCAAGGAAAGAAACAGCCUUUUGUGGAAGAGAGCUAACAAGACUCCUAUAAGGAUGAAGGACUUUAAAGUGACAGGAUUAACUGAAGGUCUUGAAUAUGAAUUCAGAGUUAUGGCAAUCAAUUUAGCAGGAGUGGGCAAGCCAAGCCUGCCAUCAGAGCCAGUUGUAGCACUUGAUCCAAUUGAUCCUCCUGGCAAACCUGAGGUUAUUAAUGUAACAAGGAAUUCAGUGACUCUCAUAUGGACUGAACCCAAAUAUGAUGGUGGUCAUAAGUUAACUGGAUAUAUAGUGGAGAAGCGGGAUCUACCUUCUAAGUCUUGGAUGAAAGCCAACCACAUUAAUGUUCCAGACUGUGCCUUUACUGUAACUGACCUAGUUGAGGGUGGAAAAUAUGAAUUCAGAAUUAGAGCAAAGAAUACAGCAGGUGCCAUUAGCGCUCCAUCGGAAAGCACAGAAACUAUUAUUUGCAAGGAUGAAUAUGAGGCACCAACCAUUGUCCUUGAUCCCACAAUAAAAGAUGGGCUUACAAUUAAAGCAGGGGAUACCAUUGUUUUGAGUGCCAUUAGCAUUCUUGGCAAACCCCUUCCAAAAUCAAGUUGGUCCAGGGCAGGAAAAGACAUUAGACCAUCAGAUAUUGCUCAGAUAACUUCAACCCCAACAUCUUCCACACUUUCUGUCAAAUAUGCCACUAGAAAAGAUGCUGGUGAAUAUACGAUCACUGCUACCAAUCCUUUCGGCACAAAGGAGGAGCAUGUGAAGGUAACAGUCCUUGAUGUGCCUGGUCCCCCAGGUCCUAUUGAAAUCAGUAACGUUUCUGCUGAAAAAGCAACACUUACAUGGACACCUCCUUUAGAAGAUGGCGGAUCACCAAUUAAGUCCUAUGUUCUUGAAAAGAGAGAAACCAGCCGGCUUUUGUGGACAGUGGUUUCUGAAGAUAUUCAGACUUGCAGGCAUGUGGUAACCAAGCUUAUCCAAGGAAAUGAGUACCUUUUCCGUGUCUCAGCUGUAAACCAUUAUGGCAAAGGAGAACCUGUACAGUCCGAACCUGUCAAAAUGGUAGACAGAUUUGGUCCUCCUGGCCCUCCUGGAAAGCCAGAGAUAUCAAAUGUCACUAAGAACACUGCCACUGUCAGCUGGAAAAGACCAACUGAUGAUGGUGGCAGUGAGAUCACAGGAUAUCAUGUAGAAAGGAGAGAAAAGAAAGGCUUGCGGUGGGUGAGAGCCACAAAGACGCCAGUUUCCGAUCUCAGAUGCAAAGUGACAGGACUGCAAGAAGGAAACACCUAUGAAUUCCGCGUCAGUGCAGAAAACAGAGCAGGAAUUGGUCCACCUAGUGAUGCUUCAAAUCCUGUUCUAAUGAAGGAUGUAGCAUAUCCUCCAGGACCUCCUUCAAAUGCACAUGUCACUGAUACUACCAAGAAAUCUGCUUCUUUAGCAUGGGGCAAGCCUCAUUAUGACGGUGGACUAGAAAUCACUGGUUAUGUGGUAGAGCAUCAAAAAGUAGGAGAUGAGGCUUGGAUAAAAGACACAACUGGAACUGCCCUCAGAAUCACUCAGUUUGUUGUCCCUGACCUUCAGACUAAAGAAAAAUAUAAUUUUAGAAUCAGUGCCGUCAAUGAUGCCGGUGUUGGGGAGCCAGCAGUGAUUCCAGAUGUUGAAAUUGUAGAGCGGGAAAUGGCUCCUGAUUUCGAACUAGAUGCUGAGCUUCGAAGAACACUUGUGGUCAGAGCAGGACUCAGUAUUAGAAUUUUUGUGCCAAUUAAAGGUCGUCCUGCUCCUGAAGUGACAUGGACCAAAGAUGACAUCAACCUAAAGAACCGGGCCAACAUUGAAAACACAGAAUCAUUCACUCUUCUGAUCAUCCCAGAAUGUAACAGAUAUGACACUGGUAAAUUUGUGAUGACCAUUGAAAACCCCGCUGGGAAGAAAAGUGGCUUUGUUAACGUCAGAGUCUUGGAUACACCAGGUCCUGUCCUUAACCUGAGGCCUACAGACAUCACAAAGGACAGUGUCACGCUGCACUGGGACCUGCCUCUGAUAGAUGGGGGCUCACGCAUAACAAAUUAUAUUGUGGAGAAACGUGAAGCAACAAGGAAAUCUUAUUCUACAGUUACCACUAAGUGUCAUAAGUGCACAUAUAAAGUCACUGGCUUGUCUGAGGGAUGUGAAUACUUCUUCAGAGUGAUG